AUGGAAACUGAAGUCAAAACCGAAACAACGCCUGCUGUUGUGGAAGAGGACACACAGCCGGAGGUUGAGAAGCAGACCAACGGCGAGAAGAAUGGCAACGAGAGUGGUCCGGCAUCUGCGGAAACAAAAAAAGAGAGUAGCCGCGCCGGUAAAGAGACCCGAGAAGGUACUCGUAGUUCUCGACGAGAACGUGAUCGCAACAACAGGACUCGACGUCGUUCUCGUUCUCCAGUUGGUCGUAAAAGCGAAGAUCGCCCGAACAAAGCCUCGCGAAGUGUCUACGUUGCCAAUUUUCCUUUUGAUGUAAAGUGGACUGAACUAAAAGAUUUGUUCAAGGAAAAAAUUGGUGCAGAUGCAGUUCGUUUUGUUCAGCUAUUUGAAAACGAAGAAGGAAAGCCAAGAGGAUGCGGCCUAGUUGAGCUUUCUACUCCAGAAAUGGCAAAAAAAGCAAUUGAAGUUCUUAAUCGCCAUAUGAUUCGAGGCCGAGCUAUUGUUGUCAAGGAAGAUCUUGAUGUAGAGCGUGAUCGAUAUGGAAAGCUAAUUCUCCGCUCCCGAAGAGACCGGGAAAGUGUUCGAGAUCGCGAACGCGGCGAUCGGAGAAGUCGUGAUCGGGACAGGGAUGAGCGAGACUAUGGCAGCCGUUCAUAUCGAAGUGUUUCCAACUCAGGUUCGUCCUAUAACACCUACGGCCUCAGUCCACAGUUUCUCGAUUCGCUGGGAAUCAAAGGUCCAUUGAACAAUCGGGUCUUCGUCGCCAAUCUCGAUUACAAGGUCAAUGAAAGUAAGCUCGAGGACAUAUUUCGCCUUGCCGGAAAAGUCGUUCGCGUCAAGUUGACCAAGGGUCGCGAUGGGAAGUCAAAAGGCUUUGGGGUUGUUGAGUUUGAGCACCCUGUGGAGGCAGUUCAGGCGAUAUCCAUGUUCAACAAUCAGAAGCUGUUUGAUCGUCUUCUAAGCGUUCGCUUAGAUAAGUUCGACGAGGAGGAUGCUUUCAAUGAGGAUUACGGCCCCAAAAAGCUGCCUUCAGGACUUUGCAGCAUUGGCCAGGGGUUGGGACUGGGAGGCAAACCUCUCGAUAUUUCGAUGAGUAUGAUCAACAGUGGAAUCGUCGGGGGAACCGGUGUUGCUCCGCCUGUCAUGUCGGCCACUGCUCCAACCAACGUCGUUCCGCAAGCUGCUUCCGCUGCCAUUUCUGCUUUGACCAACCUUGCUGGAAAUCUGCAAAGCUUGCCCACUUUGGCUCAUUCUCUUGCCCAGUUUUCAAACAUGCCUGCUCACAGUGGUCCACACGGCAAUUCUUCCAUUCCUCCUGCUGGCUACUCAACCUCCGCCACUGAACACCACCCGCAAGCAGCGGUUCCACCUGUGUACGGUGGGCACUACCAGACUGUUCCCCAAGGAAGUAACAUGGUGAGUUCGCAGCAGCCGCAGCACUACUCCACCAGCUCGAUGGCACCCUCGGCUGGCUAUGGACAUCCUCAGGCGGCAAGCAUCAGUCACUCGGCGGCUUACACUUCACCCGCGGCGCCUGCUUCUGCAGCCGCUCCUGCUGUCAUUAGCUCGUACUCGACCUACGACCAGCGACCUGAAUAUCGCGAUGAGCAGAAGUACCGCAGCAGCUCCACCAGUGACACUAUUUACGUUCGCAACCUGCCGAUGUCCUUCAACUGGCAGAAUUUGCGCGAUCGAUUCAACGAAAUCGGUGAGGUCCGUUUCGCUGAAAUGAAAGGCCACGGAACUGCACUCGUUCGAUUUGUUAGCGGUCGUGACGCUCAGCGGGCUUGUGACCUCAUGAACGGAAUUCGCAUUGAGAACCGCCCCAUUGAUGUCGACUUGUACUACUGA
Rhagoletis zephyria (snowberry fruit fly) is the source of this 1842-nucleotide messenger RNA. The record is from RefSeq and is a predicted model, not a curated record. Lineage: Eukaryota; Metazoa; Arthropoda; Insecta; Diptera; Tephritidae.